AGCUCUACCGGGGAAAAGUUUACUUCCAACUAUCACUCUCGACUACAAGCACGGAGAAACAGCAGUGAUGGCAACUCAAGCCCAGCAGCCCCCCCACCUGCACCUGGCGGAGAUCACAGCCGCGCAGUUUAUCGACAUCUGGAAACACUUUGACGCAGACGGAAACGGCUUCAUCGAAGGCAAGGAGCUGGAGAACUUCUUCAAAGAGCUGGAGACUGCGAGGCGAGGAGCCGGCGUGGAUCCUACAAAUGCUGGGUUCAAAGAAAAGAUGAAGGAGUUCAUGGCUAAAUUUGACCAGAACGAGGAUGGGAGAAUUGAGAUGUCAGAGUUGGCUCAGCUUCUGCCCACAGAGGAAAACUUCCUGCUCUGUUUCAGAGAGUUUGUGGGAUCCAGCUCUGAGUUCAUGGCUGAUGAGUAA
Notothenia coriiceps (black rockcod) is the source of this 418-nucleotide messenger RNA. Its product is annotated as calretinin-like. Gene Ontology annotation, cellular component: dendrite; terminal bouton; cytosol. The transcript is spliced from 5 exons. Bases 68 to 418 code for a protein of 116 amino acids. Gene Ontology annotation, biological process: regulation of long-term synaptic potentiation; regulation of presynaptic cytosolic calcium ion concentration. The record is from RefSeq and is a predicted model, not a curated record. Lineage: Eukaryota; Metazoa; Chordata; Actinopteri; Perciformes; Nototheniidae. Gene Ontology annotation, molecular function: calcium ion binding.